AUGACAGCACUGGGUGAACGGCCAGUUGCUGGUCCAAUGUUAGUUUGGCUGGAUGCUUUGGAGAAAGAUUUUGAUAAGGCAUUUGUUGACUUAGAUUUAUUGCUAGGCGAAAUUGAUUCCGAUCAGGCAGAUAUAAUAUUCGAAAGCCGUCAAAAGAUGACUGCACUUAGUAGUGCAUUCGCUCAGCUCGUCCAUAAAGCGCAAACGAUUUUCCAGUGCAAUUUGCGCCAAGAGGCAGAAUUGGUACAACUUAGGGACGAUCUAUGUUUAUCACGAUCCGCUCAUUAUGAACUUGAACGUGAAUCUCAGCAACUCAUGCUUCAG
Messenger RNA from Acanthocheilonema viteae, 324 nucleotides. NCBI's taxonomy places the organism in Eukaryota, Metazoa, Nematoda, Chromadorea, Rhabditida, Onchocercidae. The record is from the annotation of a GenBank genome assembly.